Messenger RNA from Sparassis crispa, 1062 nucleotides. Its product is annotated as Mitogen-activated protein kinase CPK1. Gene Ontology annotation, molecular function: MAP kinase activity; ATP binding. Lineage: Eukaryota; Fungi; Basidiomycota; Agaricomycetes; Polyporales; Sparassidaceae. Gene Ontology annotation, biological process: protein phosphorylation; intracellular signal transduction. The record is from RefSeq and is a predicted model, not a curated record. Gene Ontology annotation, cellular component: cytoplasm; nucleus. The coding region runs from base 1 to 1062 and encodes 353 amino acids. The transcript is spliced from 9 exons.
AUGGACGAACGUAUGACCAAUUUUGAAGUCGGCAGUAACUACCAUGUCCUGGACGUGAUCGGCGAGGGUGCCUAUGGUAUCGUCUGUUCAGCUCUUCACUUACCGUCACAGCGCAAGGUCGCCAUCAAGCGUAUAACGCCGUUUGAUCAUUCGAUGUUCUGCAUGCGCACGUUACGAGAGAUCAAACUGCUACGCCACUUCCACCACGAAAAUAUUAUCUCCAUCCUCGAUAUCCUCCGCCCACCGAGUCUGGACGACUUUAAAGAAGUCUACCUGGUGCAAGAGUUGAUGGAGACCGAUCUUCACCGUGUCAUACGCACGCAAGAGUUAAGUGACGAUCAUUGUCAGUAUUUCGUUUAUCAGACCCUUCGAGCCCUGAAAGCGCUGCAUUCUGCGGACGUUCUCCAUCGGGACCUCAAACCAUCAAACUUGCUCUUGAAUGCCAAUUGCGACCUUAAGCUGUGUGACUUUGGACUUGCGCGCUCAGCACGACCUCCACCGAAUGUCGCAAAUGACAGCAGUACAUUCAUGACGGAGUAUGUUGCCACGAGAUGGUACAGGGCACCUGAAGUUAUGCUCACGUUCAAAGAAUACACGAGAGCUAUCGACAUCUGGAGUGUAGGAUGUGUUCUUGCUGAGAUGCUGAGUGGAAAGCCACUCUUUCCUGGAAGAGACUAUCAUCAUCAACUGUCGAUAAUUCUUGACAUCCUUGGCACGCCGUCACUAGACGACUUCUACGCGAUUACUUCUCCGCGGUCUCGGGAAUAUAUUCGCGCGUUGCCCUUCAGAAAAAAGAAACCGUUUGGCACGUUGUUCCCGACUGCCAAUCCUCUGGCCAUUGAUCUGAUGGAGAAAUGCCUUACAUUCAGUCCAAAGAGAAGGAUAGAAGUCGAAGAAGCUCUGAAGCAUCCUUACUUGGAGGCCUAUCAUGACCCUCAGGAUGAGCCAACAGCGGAACCUCUUGAUCCAUCAUUCUUCGACUUCGACAAUGGCGGUCCUCUUGGAAAGGAAGAUCUGAAAGUUCUCAUAUACGAGGAGGUCACCCGAACCAGGACGCAGUGA